This is a messenger RNA of Micropterus salmoides (largemouth bass), 914 nucleotides long. RefSeq names its product SFT2 domain containing 2a (gene sft2d2a). Gene Ontology annotation, biological process: vesicle-mediated transport. Gene Ontology annotation, cellular component: membrane. The transcript has 8 exons. Bases 145 to 633 code for a protein of 162 amino acids. The record is from RefSeq and is a predicted model, not a curated record. Lineage: Eukaryota; Metazoa; Chordata; Actinopteri; Centrarchiformes; Centrarchidae.
ACCUGACAGCUCUGUCAGCAGCCACGUGACGGUGUUGUCCAUCCACGCAGAUGUGAGGCAAAAGCGGCAAAUUUUCUCUCUCUCGCUCCAGGAAACAAUCAGAUUUCUUCAGCAACCGAGGCGACUUUUAAGGGAUCCUCAGCCAUGGAUAAAUUAAAAUCGGUUUUAAGUGGUGAAGAGGCGCGCAGAGAUGACCGAACCAUUUUAGAGACUGUCAACGAAGCCUCGACUUUAGGUUGGGGAACACGUGUGAAGGGAUUCAUCGCCUGUUUCGUGGUGGGCGGCGCGUGCACAGUUUUGGGAGUGUGUUUGCUCUUCAUCCCCAGGAUUGGAAUCACUCUCUUCAUAGUUUUUUACACUUUUGGAAACAUAUGUACCCUGGGAAGUACCAUGUUUCUGAUGGGGCCAAUGAAGCAGUUGAAAAGGAUGUGUGAUAAAACAAGAGCGCUGGCCACCACAAUAAUGAUCACUUGCCUUGUGUUGACUCUCUGCGCAGCCUUCUGGUGGAAGAACAUAGGACUUGCUUUGUUAUUUGUCAUCUUGCAAGUCUUGUCAUUUGCCUGGUACAGUCUGUCAUACAUCCCAUUUGUGAGGGAGGCAAUAAUGAAGGUAGUGGCAGUCUGCUUGAAGUGAGGUAGAGGCUAAGUAUUUGUAUUGAGGGGUCCGGCUGGAUGAAGUGUUUUUUUAAAGGGGCAGGUCUCUGAAGCUACUGAAACAGCCGCCUCGUGGAUCUGCUUCAGGGGUGAACAAGACACAUGCAUUAUCUCCAAAGAUUUUUCUUUUUCUUGUUAAUGAUUCAUUCAUUGAGAUGAUUGAUUUUAAGUAGCCUGUUGAUGACUUAUACCAAUUUUAAAUGAGUGUGGGCUUGAUAUGUAAUAUGUCUAAAUAUUUGUAAUAAAUUAAUGUUCUAUGUA